Messenger RNA from Danio rerio (zebrafish), 3239 nucleotides. The record is from RefSeq and is a predicted model, not a curated record. Lineage: Eukaryota; Metazoa; Chordata; Actinopteri; Cypriniformes; Danionidae.
UUUCUAAAAUAUAGGCUGUAUAAACUCUCAUUUUAACAAACCUUUUAGGAGACGGUGUCUCGGAACAAAUAGGUUUGUGUUCAUCAGCCGCUCAAGGUUGCGGUUGUGGGAAAUGUACGGGCAGAAAUGGGGUUAUAAAGGUGGAGUGAAGGUGCGCGAUACCUGCGGGAGGCGCUCGAGUCUCUGUCAGUGAGUUUGGUUUGAGGAGGCCGAGGAGCGCCUGUCUCUGCUCAAAAGAGUGCUUUUGGUUUCUCACUCAUUCAAACUAUCCACGCAGCUCAUCUGCACCAUCCUGAGUUUGUUAUCAUUGUUUCAGGCGCGGAUUUCAAUAAUGCACGAUUGCGGCCCAGCGCUGAGAAUGUGUGCUUGCUGAAUAUCCCACCUGUGUUUCCCCCCCUUCAUUUUUGCCUCUGGGCUGCUGUUUCCCCCCCCCUCCCACACUUUUUCUUUCAUUUGUCCUGUAACAACCACUCACCAUGUCACAGUCACCUGAAGCAGAAACUGUUACUGUGGUACCAGCAGAACCAGCAUCGACCACUGAAUCAGCAUCUGUCACAAUAACCACUGCACCCGUGACCAGAACUUCAUUCUGGAAAGAAAGGAGAAAAAUCCCAGAGAAGACAGACGAGUUCCUCUUGGCCAGAUUUCAGGGUGAUGGAGUGAGAUAUAAAGCCAAACUUAUUGGUGUGGAUGAUGUUCAAGAUGCAAGAGGGGAUAAAAUGUGUCAGGAUUCCAUGAUGAAACUGAAGGGCAUGGCAAUAGCUGCUCGUUCUCAAGGCAAGCACAAGCAAAGAAUAUGGAUAAACAUCUCUUUAACAGGAAUCAAAAUUGUUGAUGAGAAAACUGGGGUGAUUGAGCAUGAACAUGUGGUGAAUAAGAUCUCCUUCAUUGCUCGUGAUGUCACUGAUAACCGGGCAUUUGGCUAUGUCUGUGGAGCAGAGGGCCAGCAUCAGUUUUUUGCUAUUAAAACAGCUCAGCAGGCUGAGCCUCUAGUCAUUGAUUUGAAGGAUCUGUUUCAGUUGAUCUUUAAUAUGAAGAAGAAAGAGCAGGAGGCUGGACAAAAGGGUGAAGGAAAUGGCACUGAGAAUGGUGGCGAUGCUUUACUCGCUGUGGAUGGAAAUGAAAACCCUGUAAAAAGUGUAGAGCAGAUGAACCUGUUUGGUGAUAUGUCCACUCCACCUGACAUUCAUUCUCCUACGCCUGACAGUGUUCUGCUGCUUGAGUUAUCCGAUUUGUUUGAUGGCAAUCAAGUAAAUCAAGACAAUCCUUUCAUCACAAACCCAUCUCCCCUCUGCAAUAAACCAUUUGACAAAUCGGCUUCAUCCACAUCAGAUCUUUUCCCAACUCUGAGUUCAGAUCCCUUCAGCGACGAUCCCUUUUCUCCCUUGAAUGAUCAAUCAGAUUCUGUGUUUUCCUCCAAUAACGAGUCAGAUUUUUCUAGUUUUCUUCUGAACGGGCCAGACUCAAGUGAAGACCCCUCUCCAAAAAGUCAACAGUUCAAUAAACUGUUUGAUUCUCAGUUAUCAAACGAGAGUCCAAAUAAUCAAGUACAGCAGCUACCGAUAAGUGAUCUGAAUGGUGGCACCAAUUCCAUCUUUAGUCAGAAUCCUUUUUUGAGCAUCUCAUUGAACAACCCACCCAUCGUAAAUGGGUUAUACAGCUCAGAUCCUCCUGUCCUCCAAGCUCCUCUGUGUAAUGGAUCCAAUAAGCAAUUGGCAUUGUUCCAAACCAACCCCUCAACUACUGUUCAAAACGGAGGUUUGACAGCCCUCUGCCCUCCACCUCAAAACCUAAAGCCUAGAUGUGCACGGAGGAGAGAGAAGUCACCAGGAAAUGACCUGUUUGGAUCUGGACUGUUUGCUCCACCUGCCCAAAAUGAGUCUCAGGCAUCAAAUCAGAACGCCUCCAUUCCAGCAGACCUGUUCAACUCCACACCAUCCUCCACCAUCAAUGCUUUUGGGUCCAUGUCUCUUGGCCAUGCUCCUGGGACAGCUCCAGUCUCUUGGGGUCAGACACCCACAAUGUUCCCCCCUCAGGCCGGUGUUCAGGUAACAAUUCCAGGACCUCCAAGACCUUUUCCUCAGCCGUCUGCCUUUGGAGGCCUGUCUGCACCUGCAUGGGGGCAGCAAGGAGCUUCGCCUUUCGGUCCACCAGCUGGCACACAAGCCUGGGGUCAACCGGGAGCCGCAGCACCUGUUGGGACGUGGCCUGCUCCUGGUCCUGUGGCUAGUCCUUUCCAACCAAACCAGUUUGCUCCCAUGAUGCCUCCCAAUGCCAUGAUGGGAAUGCAGCAGGGUGCAGUAGCUCCUCCUCGCCCUCCACCCCGUCCUCCAGUGAAAGAAGAGCCCCCAGUGGUCAAAAGUGCCUUUACAGCUUUGGACCCCCUCGGGGAGAAGGAGAGUAAAUCUGGAAAAGACAUGUUCAAAAAUUUCCAGAUGGUUAAACCCCAGAAACCUGAACCAGGGCCUGAUCCAAACACCAAUGGCUCAUUUGAUCAGUACUUUUCCAACAAGGUUGGCUUGGCUCAAGAUGCAGCAGAUCAUGAUGACUUUGAAAUAAACCAAAUCUCAGCUAACUCCAAUGGGACUUCCAAACCUGCUUCUCAGCUGAUCCCUACUAUGGAUGCAAUACCUCAGGCAGCAGGUUUGAUCCCAGCUCCAGCCACAGGGCUUUUGGAUGUGGCCUUCUCCUCAAAUCCAGUCCCUGCACCCACAAACCCAGCUCCUGCAGCAGGCACAGAUCUUUUUGAUGACACUUUUGGAGUGAACCCAUUUGGGGCACCACUCAUGAACACAAGCACUCCGGCCACUCAGAAUGCUGCUCUUGCAGAUGCUUUUGGAGACCCGUUUGGGGGAAAUCCCUUUGCCUGAAAGUUACCACUGCUGUACACUCCUGCUGACCCAGAGCUGCUGAGCGAGAGGGCCACACAAGCACUGCAGCGUUCUACUACUUGGAAAAGCACUGUUUAGAAAACUCUUGUAUUCUGUGCUCUGCUGUUCUCAUUCACACUGUAUAUCUCCUGUAGUCUAUUUCUGUGCCUUUCUCACUGAUCAACCCCAAGUCACAUGUGAAAUGAGCUGCACAGUGAAGUAGCUGAUGUAGGGUUGUAAUUGAAGGAAAGUAAAAAAAAAAAAAAAUUCAUGUUAAUGGACAUGAUUUUCCUCUAUGCAAGUAUUCCUGUGCAUUCAUAAUUAAGUAAAAUGCUUAAUCCUAAUUAUUCAUUAAAAAAGACAAAUCUA